Saxophila tyrrhenica is the source of this 1398-nucleotide messenger RNA. It is a transcript of the gene LIS1, whose product is annotated as Lissencephaly-1. Gene Ontology annotation, biological process: nuclear migration; establishment of mitotic spindle orientation; microtubule organizing center organization. The transcript is spliced from 2 exons. The record is from RefSeq and is a predicted model, not a curated record. Gene Ontology annotation, molecular function: dynein complex binding; microtubule plus-end binding. Lineage: Eukaryota; Fungi; Ascomycota; Dothideomycetes; Mycosphaerellales; Extremaceae. Gene Ontology annotation, cellular component: cytoplasmic microtubule; kinetochore; nuclear envelope. Bases 1 to 1398 code for a protein of 465 amino acids.
AUGAGCCAGCUACUCACCUCUCGGCAAGCCGACGAGCUCCACAAAGCCCUCAUCGCCUACCUGAGUUCCACCGGUCACACUCAAAGCGCGCAGCAGAUUCGAGAUGAGCUGAACAUCCCAGAGAGCAGCUUCGAUGCUGCUACGGCGAAGAAGUAUGAGGGGCUACUGGAGAAGAAGUGGACGAGUGUGGUGCGGUUGCAGAAGAAGAUUAUGGAUCUAGAAGGGAAGGCUGCGCAGUUGCAGAACGAGCUGGACAGUGCGACGCCAACAUCACUGGCCGCGCGAAAGAACCACGACCCCACGACCUGGCUACCUCGUGCGCCGGCAAGGCAUACGCUGCAGUCGCACCGGCAGCCGAUCACGAGCGUAGCAUUCCAUCCACUGUUCUCGAGUCUGGCGUCUGGUAGUGAAGACUGCACCAUCAAGAUCUGGGAUUACGAGCUUGGUGAGCUGGAACGAACGCUCAAAUCACAUACCAAAGCUGUGCUGGAUGUCGACUUUGGUGGACCUAGAGGAAACACCCUGCUAGCCAGCUGCAGCUCCGACCUCACAAUAAAACUCUGGGAUCCCGCAGACGAGUACAAGAACAUCCGAACACUGCCUGGCCACGAUCACAGCGUGAGUUGCGUUCGCUUCAUACCUUCAGGCGCAGCAGGCGCACCACUUUCUGGCAACCUCCUCGCAUCAGCCAGCAGAGACAAGACCAUACGAAUAUGGGAUGUCACCACGGGCUACUGUCUUCGCACGCUUCGCGGCCAUGGCGAAUGGGUGCGGUCACUCUCUGCAACCUUCGACGGCAGAUGGCUCCUCUCCACCUCCUCAGAUCAGACCGGCCGAAUGUGGGAUCUCUCGCAACCAGACUCCAACGCGCUGAAGCAGACUUUCAUGGCGCACGAGCACGUCGUGGAGUGCUGCGCAUUCGCUCCGCCAUCCACAUACACCCACCUCUCAUCCCUCGCUGGCCUUAAAAAGCCACCUCCCGCAUCCAGCAGCGCAGAAUAUCUCGCCACCGCUGGCCGCGACAAGCUCAUCAAAAUCUUCUCCACGAACGGCAUCUGCAUCAAGACCCUGACCGGCCACGAUAACUGGGUGCGCUCGCUCGUCUUCCACCCAGGUGGCAAGUACCUCCUCUCCUGCUCGGACGAUAAGACGAUCCGCUGCUGGGACUUGGCACAAGAGGGGAAGUGCGUGAGAGUUAUUGAAGCCGCAGACCAUUUCGUCAGCUGCUUGAGGUGGGCACCCAGUAUCUACAAAGAAGCGGAUAGCGGUGGUGGCAGUGGGCUUGCUAACGGGACGUUAACGAAUGGGACGAAGAAGGAUGAAGGGGUCAAGGAGCAGAUACGGUGUUUGGUGGCUUGUGGGAGUGUGGAUUUGAACGUGAGGGUGUUUAGUGCGUGA